AUGCCGGCGACAUGGGGAUUGCAAGAUAAGAUCACAGCUAAUGAUCUUGGGAGUGGAAAGUUCCUUUUCAACUUUGAAAAUGAAACGGAUCUUAAGUUCGUCCUAAGCCAAGGUCCUUUCCAUUGUAACUUCUGUAUUUUUGUGCUUGUUCGUUGGGAAUCGGUGGUGCAUGACGAUUACCCGUGCAUCAUCCCUUUCUGGGUGGAGAUAAUAGGCAUCCCGUUACACUUGUGGACAAUCAAGAAUCUUAGGAAUAUUGGCAGCAGGCUAGGACAUAUUGACACAGUUGAUCUAUCGGCAGGUCGUAUGCUUAUCGAUGUGGACUCUAGGAAGCCUCUUACUUUCUCCAGGAAGAUCGCGUCUAAAGAUGGUGAUGAGGUCACGAUUCAAAUUCACUAUGACAAACUCUUCAAGCAUUGCAAAACUUGUGGAAUGAUCACUCACGAGCAGACGUACUGUUUGAAUCAACAACCUGUGAUGCAAGAUCAGAGAGAAAGGACAGGAUUAUUCGCAAGGGUUCAGCUUCCAUGGAAUGAUGAGGAUAACAAGGAGAGGUUUUGUGGCCAGAAGCAGGAUAAACAUGAGAAGGCCGGCUCUGAUACAUAUUAUCAGAGAAACAGAGCACGUAUGGAGGAGAAACGAUUUGAUGGAGGGUUUAUGUCGGAUGCUAGGAUGUCAUACGGUAGACAAGGAGGCUCUAAAGAUAGGUAUGAUUGGAACAAAGGUAGAAAGGAAAGGAAGAGCUCCCAUCAUAAUGCUCGCUAUGCACCUUAUGCGAAAAAUAGAGUGCGAGUUUGGAAAGCAAAGGAAAAAACAGAGGAGCGAUAUGGAGGCUAUGAGCGAAGAGAUGAGUCGUAUGCUCAUCGUUUCCAGUCUACUGAAGGGACUUCCCGAUUGGCUGCAACGAGACGUGAUGAUGACAUACGAUCCGGACGUGACGAGAUGAGAGCACAUGCUCGUUCUUCUACUCAAUAUGACAAGAAGUACACUGACAAGGAUGCAACAAUGGCGAUUGUGCCACAGAAGAGUAGCGGGAAGAGGAUAGCUAGCCAAGUGAAAGUAGCUUUUGAGGACGAGAAAAUCAUUGAUAUGGAGAUCAUUGAACAAGGCAAUAUGGAUGAGGGCACGCAUGAAACAAAGAUGGACGUGGAAGACGACGACGAUGAUCUGCUAGGAGAAGAAUUAAUGGAGAUUGAGUCUUCCAAGACUAAGGGAAACAAAGGGGAGGCGGCGAAGGAAGAGAAGGUGAUACGAAGACCGAUAGCUUCAUCAUCGAACAGAAGUGGAAAAAGCCGUAGAUACCCUUUGGGUCUACCCAUCAAAAAAGCUGAGUUCCUCCGUCGGGGAUCUCCGAAGCCACAUAAAUCUGCUGCAAAGAUCAUCGUCCGAUUCUUGCAGACAUUCUCACAAAACCAACGAGAAGAUCAAGAAAAUUCAAGUUUGAUAAAAAGAUGGUUGGAUAACGAGGAACUGCGACAAGUCAUUUUAGAGGGAUGGAAAUCACCUGAUCUUCCUCCCAAUGCGACUAUAAUGGAGCAUAUUGCCAGCUGCAGAAAAGCCUUGAGUGAGUGGAGGAGACAACAUAAUAUUAACUCGGCAAAAUUGGUGGAGGAGCUUAAAGAAAAAGUGGAGGGUCUGUAUGCAGAUGAUAAUGCUACAACUGAAGAAAUCGCAGCCGCUUUAAAGGAGCUUUCAGAUGCUCUUAAGGCAGAAUAA
Molecule: messenger RNA, 1716 nt
Organism: Raphanus sativus (radish)
Lineage: Eukaryota; Viridiplantae; Streptophyta; Magnoliopsida; Brassicales; Brassicaceae
Exons: 3
Coding region: 1-1716 (571 amino acids)
Source: RefSeq, a predicted model, not a curated record